Molecule: messenger RNA, 1134 nt
Organism: Bubalus bubalis (water buffalo)
Lineage: Eukaryota; Metazoa; Chordata; Mammalia; Artiodactyla; Bovidae
Exons: 3
Coding region: 1-1134 (377 amino acids)
Source: RefSeq, a predicted model, not a curated record
AUGAAUCUCUUAAUUUAUGUCCUCCUUUUAUCAAUUUGGACAAAUAGUUGUUUAAAUAGAAAUGAAAGCAAUGGCUCUGCUUCUGCAGGAUCUACACAUGCUGAAUCCAAGCAAGGCAGAAUGCAGGGAAUAAGGCAAUAUCUACUCAUUGUCCUAACUGUUAUACUCAUCAUCGGCUUUCUUAUCAGGUGUUAUUUCUUUAUUCAGUAUAUCUGUGUGGGUGAGGAAUCCCAUAGAGCCACAAUGGUCAAGCAAGAAGGCAUCACCGAGGCAUCAUCCACAUCAUCUAAAAUAUCAUUCACUGACUCCAAGUCACUGACUGCUGGUCCAGGCAAUCCAGAAAAACAAUCCGUGCUGUCUAGUAUAGAUAAAUCAUCUCGGCCCUCAAGUCGACAAAAAGCCUCUGUACCUUUAAGAGCAAAAAAGUUAGUCAGGCCCUCAAGUCAAAAAAACCCAUCCAAGUCAUCAACUCCCAAAAGAGAGUUAGGAUCACUCCCCCAGAAAAAAUUGCAUAGAACACGAAGUCCAAAAAAGGCACAUAGGCGGGCUCAUGCCCAUAAGCAUAUCAGGUCAAGUCAGGUCAGUCCAUCCUAUCCAAAGAAGGCCAUCACGUCAACUUGGCCAUCAAGUCUACAAUGUCUGGUCAAGCCAACCAAAACUUCUCCACCCUAUGCAAAGAGUCAAAGUGUCCCUGAGCAAUCAAAUGUAGUGAAACUGACCAAACUUCAGAGACGUCAUAAACUAAAAAGUCCGUCUAGUGAAGAUAGUGCAGAAAUAUUAUCUAGGCCUCAACCAGUGAAUUUUUGUCAGUGCUACAAGGAAAUAUGCCUUGUUUGCAGUGCUUCUUCUGAGCCAUUCAUCACUCAUAUUUCAGAAAGGAAUAUGAAGCAUGUUCUAGUUCCAGAUUUUUCACGUGAACUGAAGCACUGUUACAAGUCAUUUCACAAGACAGAGCCCAAGGAUAAUGCACUGUAUGGCAACAUGAAUGAUAGCCAUUUCACAUGUAACAGUGAUGAUGAAAGUGACAAGGAGGCGACUAUUAUGUGCAAUAUAAAAUGCAAGGAAGCCAUCUAUAAAACCUCCCAAAAUAAUUUAAGGCCUCAGGGGGAAAAAAAAAAAGGACCACCUAUGUAG